AUGGACCCUCAGACUCAGCUGGAGCUCUCUAAGCUCAACGAUGCCGAUAAGAAGGAGCUCAAUCAGAUCCUAGCCAAUGAGGCGCAGAAGUCCAACAUCCAGCAGAUGGUUCACCAGCUUAACGACGUUUGCUGGAAGAAGUGCGUCACCGGCAGAAUCACCUCCAAGACUCUCGACCGCAACGAAGAGGCCUGCGCAGCUAACUGCGUUGACCGCUGGAUGGACACUCAAAUGGGUAUCCUAAAGCAACUCGAGAACAUGCGUGGUCACUAA
Molecule: messenger RNA, 273 nt
Organism: Penicillium angulare
Lineage: Eukaryota; Fungi; Ascomycota; Eurotiomycetes; Eurotiales; Aspergillaceae
Product: Tim10/DDP family zinc finger protein
Exons: 2
Coding region: 1-273 (90 amino acids)
Source: RefSeq, a predicted model, not a curated record